Saprolegnia diclina VS20 is the source of this 1243-nucleotide messenger RNA. RefSeq lists its product as hypothetical. The coding region runs from base 11 to 1150 and encodes 379 amino acids. The record is from RefSeq and is a predicted model, not a curated record. Gene Ontology annotation, molecular function: metal ion binding. The transcript has 7 exons. NCBI's taxonomy places the organism in Eukaryota, Oomycota, Saprolegniomycetes, Saprolegniales, Saprolegniaceae.
UUCUACCUGCAUGAGUUUGCCGCUGCCACCGGGCUUUUUCGAGUGUCCGCCCUUGUCCUCGCUCGAGGCGACGCAACUGCGGUUGCUGGCCGAUCAGGUCUGCACAGACGCAAUCGCAACGGCGCUCGCCACGGCAAAGCUGCCAACGACCAAAGUGAUGGCCCAUCCCCGCACCAAGCGCUUGCACUGGGGCACCGACCUCUACCGCUCCGAGAUCGACGCAGUCACGGGCGUUUCACAGAUCGCCACGUCCUAUGACCAGCUCCACACGUUCUAUGACGUGGCGACGCCCAAGCAGCUCCGGACGUUUGGUACAGUCGCCAGUCAAACGCUCUUGGAUCGCGUGGUGCUCUACUCGCUCGAGCAGUCGCGGUCGACGAGCUUCCGCGUCACGAGCAUUCUUUGGGCCGCGAUGCAGAGCACUCUCUUGGGUAAGGGCGUCCUUGCGAAGCGCGACACGUGCUACUUGGAGUGUCUUCGCGACGUGGCCGUCGUGGACGAGAGCGGGCAGGUCAUGGAGCGGAUCGUGGGCGAGAUGCUCAACCUCGAAGAUUACUUUUGUGCCGAUGACGUGCAGUCGCGCCUCGUCCGGCAGCGCCGGUUGUCGUCGCCCGCGCCGUAUCGAGCCAAUGCGUCGUACUGCGACGUGUGCUUUGGCGCGUUUAAACUCCUCUCGCAAAAGCUCCAGUGCUACUUUUGCCACCAAAUUGCCUGCACAAAGUGUGCCCACGUCCAUGUCGCGACGUCGACGCUCGUCACCAAGAAGGUCCGCGUCUGCACCAACUGCUACUGUCCACCGACGGACGCGGUCGCCCGUCGAACGUCUCUCAGCGACGACAUGGCGCGGUCCGCCAUCUACACGGUCCGCGGCGGGUGUGUCGUACCCAGCCCGCCCCACGACACUGUCAACGACAACGAAGACAAGAUCGUUCUUCUCUCCAGUCGGGCACUGCCCAAACUCGCACAAGAACCACGCCGCGUGCGAUCUGGGUCCACCGACUCGACUGCGUCGGGCAGCGAUGCAUUCGACCGACAGUCUGUGGGUAUCUUUGGCCUCGACACGGCGCGAACCGCGCUCGAGUCCAUGUCUUCGUUUGGGUCGUACGCUACAACCGUCGUCGGCAGCAGCGUUCGGAUUCGAACUGGCUAAUUCGCGCCCACAAUUUCAGAUGAGCAACUAACUCGCGGUCUGGUGUGGAAGGUCGGGCCUGGCAAUACAUUUCGCUCCAUUUGAGUCUCUCGA